AAAAAAACAGGGACAACAUCGUAAAUUCAAAUAGCAUAAAUCUAAAAUCCCCAAUCUAGCCCUCUACCAGGUCAUCAAUCCGAGUCCUUCCCUUCUAAGCAAACCGAUACCGUCCGAUCAAAACCAAAAAACACAAUCCCCAACCGCUAGAUCCUUCAUCAACCCCUCGUCCUUCUUCACUUUCCUUUCCUCUCCAUCCACUCCUCAAGAAAACCCCUCCUUUUUAAAUCCAACCCUUUACCCCCUUUCCUUUCUCCACACCAAACACACACAGUUCCUUCAAUCUCCUUCUCUUUUAGAAAACAUUUGUCUGUUUCCAUGGCUAGCAUCACUGAGGAUUCUACUAAUCCCCAACCUCUUCCUCCAGCUCCAGCGCCAGCACCAGCACCAGCACCGGCUCCACCCCAACAACAGUCACAGCAACAAUCCUCCACUCCCCCUCAGUAUCCUGAGAUGAUUAUGGCGGCUAUUGAGGCAUUGAACGAGAAAGAAGGGUCAAACAAGACAUCAAUUUCGAAACAAAUCGAGUCAACACACCCCGAUCUGCCACCUGCACAUAGCACACUCCUCUCCCACCAUUUGAAUAAGAUGAAGCAAAGCGGUCAGCUUGUUUUGGUCAAGAAUAACUACAUGAAGCCUGACCCCAACGCUCCCCCGAAGAGAGGCAGAGGCCGCCCUCCCAAGCCUAAGCUUCCAACCCCACCCGGAACUGUUUCUGGACCUCCCAGGCCACGUGGCCGCCCUCCCAAACCAAGGGAUCCUUUCGCGCCUGUGGCUUCCCCUAAGAAGAAGACGACAAGUACUGGAACUGGGAGGCCGCGUGGUCGUCCACCUAAGAACGCUACUGCGGCGGUUUCCGCUGCGAGUUCUGGCGGUGGUCCACCCAGCGGUGCGCGAAGGGGAAGGGGGAGGCCGCCUAAGGCGAAGCCAGCCGUGGCACCCGUCGCUGGCUGAGUGGAAUUAGAGCAAGGGAGGGAGGAGAAGCAGAGAUAGGAAUCAGUUUCUUUAAUCUUUUUUUUUUCCUUUUUAACUUCUUUUCUUUUAGGUAGACAAGGGAACUACUAAUUGAUGUUGUAGCUUAAGCUUUAGCGUUCUUUUUUUUCCUCUUUUAAGUUUUGAAUUUAGUUUCAAUUAAAAUGUGGUGAGCGGUAUUGUAAUGUUGAGCUUGGAGGGGAAGGUUGGAUUAUGUGACCUUUGUAAUUUUCAUUUAAUUUGCCUUGUAAAUUUGAUCAGUGGCCGUGUAUGCUCUUGCUAUCGUUA
Messenger RNA from Populus euphratica (Euphrates poplar), 1260 nucleotides. Its product is annotated as HMG-Y-related protein B-like. Gene Ontology annotation, cellular component: nucleus; nucleolus; nucleosome. Lineage: Eukaryota; Viridiplantae; Streptophyta; Magnoliopsida; Malpighiales; Salicaceae. The transcript has 2 exons. The record is from RefSeq and is a predicted model, not a curated record. Gene Ontology annotation, molecular function: nucleosomal DNA binding; double-stranded DNA binding. Gene Ontology annotation, biological process: nucleosome assembly; negative regulation of DNA recombination; chromosome condensation. The coding region runs from base 319 to 954 and encodes 211 amino acids.